This is a messenger RNA of Funneliformis caledonium, 510 nucleotides long. The record is from the annotation of a GenBank genome assembly. NCBI's taxonomy places the organism in Eukaryota, Fungi, Glomeromycota, Glomeromycetes, Glomerales, Glomeraceae.
AUGCGAGUCACUCAAAAUUUGAAUAAUAACAAUUCUUCAAACAUCAUCGUAGACAUACAAAAUAACGAAAAUAUUACAAGUAAUCCAAGCAAAAUCUUAGCUCCCGCCGAAACUGACUCUGCAACGUCAGCUGCGUUGUUUCUGGACACAACUUUGAACACAGACCCCAAUUUUAAAAAUACAGAUUCGGCUGAAGAGUCUUCUAUUUCCGAUAGUUCUUUCUCAGAUUCAUAUCAUCCAAUGACGGUUACAACGAAGGCUACGACGACUUCGACAACUGCUUCAAUUUCAAGACAACCGGAUAAAAAACUUAAAUAUGGUUUUUUAUCAAGCUUACUAAGUAGUAACAGUUCUUCCCAUUCUAUAUCUUCCACGUCGUCUGGUACAGAUGUACAAAAGAAAAAGUCUUCAAGUUCAACUGAAUCAAGUUCUAAACAAAAGUUAUUCAAGUCUUGGGGAAAUACUCAAGAUAAUGAAUAUAAGAACAUAGAAAAAGCCUUAUCGAAGUAA